AUGGCUCUAGCAGAACUAAAUUGGACGAUCGAGUUCGGAGGAAAACUAUUGUUCACUUGCUGCUGGACAAGUCCGUUGACUGCGGGAUACGGAAACAGGAACAGCAAUGGAGCCGCUAAGAAAAUUGCGGACUAUGGCGGCCCUCGGCUUUCACAGGUUAGGACGGUAGUAGAGAGUGGCCAUCGUUCGGAGUACUCACAAAAACGUUCGCCAGUUUAUUUUCACGAAGCCUUGAUGUUAACUUGUUGGUGUAUUCAAUGUCUUUUCGAGAUCGUGUUUAUGAAGUCGGGUCUGAGGUGCGAACACAACAAGGGCGGUUGGGACUGA
Messenger RNA from Fomitiporia mediterranea MF3/22, 327 nucleotides. RefSeq lists its product as uncharacterized. The coding region runs from base 1 to 327 and encodes 108 amino acids. Lineage: Eukaryota; Fungi; Basidiomycota; Agaricomycetes; Hymenochaetales; Hymenochaetaceae. The transcript is spliced from 3 exons. The record is from RefSeq and is a predicted model, not a curated record.